GUGUCAACUGUCAAAUAAUCAAAACAAUACAAAAAUUACAAAAGGAGUGCGCGGGUCGGUUUUUGUUUGUGUUGAAUUGUUUAAUGUGGCGUAAGACAUUAAUAUUAGUACAUUGAAAUUACAUAAACUUUGUUUUGAGACAGAUUAAGAUCCAAAAUGGCAGACGACGAUACUCCAUCAGAUAGCAGCCUCCUUGUUAUAAUAGUAGACACCAAUCCCAACCAGCGCUACAUAACCGAGGAUCCUAAGAUAUUAACAAAUUGCCUGGAUGCCGUCAUCGGGUUUGCUAACUCACACCUCAUGCAGAAGGCUAGGAAUGAACUGGCUGUUAUAGGCUGCCAUUUUCAUAAGAGUGAAUACUUAUACCCGUCACCUGGUAAACCAUUGGAUGUAAGACAAAUUGAUGGCCAGUAUGAAUUGUUCGCAUUAGUAGAGAAAACAAUUAAAAUGAGGUUAGUAAACUUAGUGAAGAGCCAGCCACAAGAAGAUAAACCAGGAGAGUCAUUGCUGGCUGGUGCUGUUGCUAUGGCUCUCUGUUUUAUUGCCAAAAUCCGCCGGGAAUGUCCUCCAGGUCUCCGUAUGACGAGCCGCAUUCUGAUAGUUACUGGCAGCAGUGACACCGCAGCACAAUACAUAAACUAUAUGAAUGUUUUCUUUACUGCACAGAAACAGCAAGUGUUGAUCGACGUGUGUUCCCUGGACAAGCACCUGAGCCUGCUGCAGCAAGGCUGUGACAUCACAGGUGGCCUGUACCUCAAGGUGCCCACACUGGAUGGGCUGCUGCAGUACUUACUGUGGGUGUUCCUGCCGGAGAGCAGCGAGCGCGGCAAGCUGGUCCUGCCGGGCCGCGGCCGCGUGGACUACCGCGCCGCCUGCUUCUGCCACAGGGAGCUGCUCACUAUCGGAUAUGUGUGCUCAGUGUGUCUUAGCGUGUUCUGUAAAUUCAGCCCAAUAUGCACGACAUGCCAUACGGUGUUCAAGAUCGGCGGUCCUCUGCCAAUUAAGCCCAAAAAGAAGAAGAUGAAGAUAUAAUUAUCGAUCUCCACUUGUAACUGUAAAUAUAUACUUUAAGAUAUUCCUA
Messenger RNA from Trichoplusia ni (cabbage looper), 1081 nucleotides. It is a transcript of the gene Tfb4, whose product is annotated as general transcription factor IIH subunit 3. Gene Ontology annotation, cellular component: transcription factor TFIIH core complex; transcription factor TFIIH holo complex. The record is from RefSeq and is a predicted model, not a curated record. The transcript has 9 exons. Gene Ontology annotation, biological process: regulation of DNA-templated transcription; nucleotide-excision repair. Lineage: Eukaryota; Metazoa; Arthropoda; Insecta; Lepidoptera; Noctuidae. The coding region runs from base 157 to 1032 and encodes 291 amino acids.